AAGGAUAUUUCUUUAAAAUAGUGUCUUGUUCUGAGGACUUAUUUGCUGUAAAAGCAGCUAAGCACAGGUUAUGUCCUUUGAACGUGAACUCUCGUGACAAGAGGUGUGUCACAGCUCAGAGUGGAAAAAUCAAAGCUACAAAUGGAACACACAUCCUCAUUCUUGCUGUUUACACUGAGGUUUUAAGUGUGUGGUGUCAUGUCAGAUAUUCUAAGUGAUACACAGUAGAUAUCGAGUAUAAGAAAGAGUAAGUCAUGUGCGUGAGUGAGAGUAAGUGUGUGUGUGUGUGUGUGUAUCACUUCAGCUCGUGAGUGACUCUUUCCAGCAGCCCCAGCAAUUUCCAGUGACAAAAGCGCUCCCCCUCUUUUUGCCUCUAUCUCUUCAUCUGUUUAUCCUUUCAUCUCGUUCGUCAGUGUGGCCGUCCCACUCUCGAACCCUUCGGCCCCCUCUUUCUCCUCUUUUAACCCAACGCUGCCCACCGGUUUUUCACUUGUUUACUUCCUCCUUCACUUCUUCGCGCGCCGUUUUGUUCUGCGCUGGCCUACUUGUCGCCUCAUGCUUCUGUGACGCUUUUCCUCCGUGUCCUGAGUGCCAUCUUUGAGAAGAGCCUACAUUGAAAGAGUCGCAUAACGUGAACACAGAAAUUCACUUUAUAGAUAUUAGUUUCGUGUCUACAACAGAAGUGUGUGCACUUCGACACAGGAAGUGGGCAGCCAGGGGGAGGAGGUGUGGGAGGGCACAGUGGAGAGAGGAGGUGAAGGAGAGAGGGAGGGAGGAGAGAUAGAGGGAGGAGUGGGGAGCAAUUUCCUCACCCCCUUACGUUAUCGGCUUGUUGCUCUUUAUUGGCCACGCGCUGACAGGGGCCGAGAGAGACUGACAGAGCUGUGUGUGAAUGUGUAAAAAGGAAGAGAGAAGGACAAAUCGAGAAAGAGAGGGAGAGAGAGUUGAAACAAGCGCACACAUAAGUAUCACUAUGACAAAGACGGCUCCUAUAGCAGCGAUGGAUUACUCCCAUUUGUGGUUGCCAGAUAUCAGAAUGUCAAAGCCAAUAGAGGUCGAAAACCCAGCGGCGGACUCUCCGAUGGAGAAUACAGGGGAUUCAGAGAGGAACGGUUCAGACUCCAAUAAUCAGAUUCCGUCAAUGAAAAUCAGCCCCUUCUCACUCUCUCCAACACUAAGUGCCAGCAACAAGGCCAAGUUGGAGGAGUGUGGAGAGAUGUCUCCAGCUUCAGUUCAGGCCACGCCCACUCAAACACCCCUCUCACACACACAGCUGAUGCUGACAGGAAGCCAGCUGGCAGGACUGACUGCUCUCUUGCCCGCGCAGCAGCAGUUGCUCCUCCAGCAAGCGCAGCUCCUGGCCGCAGCCGUGCAGCAGUCGCAGGCAGCUCACGCUGCCAAUCAGCAGCAAACGCAACAGCAGCAGCAACAGCAGCAGGCCAAUCAGCAGGCGGCUCUGCCCCAGCUGCAUGGCCAAUCAAAGGGUGCUCAGGAGCAAACUGCUCCUGUCCUACCCCCUCCUCACCAGCUUACCCUAUCUCAACCAAUCCAGCUCACUGCCCAGGACAUCCAGCAAUUGUUGCAGCUGCAGCAGUUGGUCCUCGUCCCAGGGCAUCCUUUGUCCUCGCCCGCACAGUUCCUUUUGCCACAGGCACAGCAAGGGCAGCAAGGGCUGCUACAGACACCAAAUUUGAUUCCACUACCUCAGCAAAACCAGGGGGGUCUUCUCAGUGCUCCUCCUGCACUUGGUCUUCAAGCACAGCAGAGAGAAAAGGUCAUGGAGAGCAGUGUCAGUACGGUGACCCCCGUGACCUCUCAUGCCGAGGAGCCAAGUGACCUGGAAGAGCUCGAACAGUUUGCCCGCACCUUUAAACAGAGAAGAAUCAAACUUGGAUUCACACAGGGUGAUGUGGGACUGGCUAUGGGCAAACUGUAUGGUAAUGACUUCAGUCAGACCACCAUCUCCCGCUUUGAAGCCCUCAAUCUCAGCUUUAAGAACAUGUGCAAACUCAAACCUCUCCUGGAGAAAUGGCUCACUGAUGCCGAGACCAUGUCGAUGGACAGUACCUUGCCAAGUCCCAGCUCUCUGUCCUCACCAUCUCUGGGCUUUGAGGGCCUGCCCGCCCGCCGCCGCAAGAAACGCACCAGCAUCGAGACCAACGUGCGCGUGGCUUUGGAGCGCAGCUUCAGCACGAACCAGAAGCCUACCUCAGAGGAGAUUCUACUCAUCGCUGAGCAGCUCAACAUGGAGAAGGAGGUGAUCCGCGUCUGGUUCUGCAACCGUCGACAGAAAGAGAAACGUAUUAACCCCUCCAGCGCCACCCCUCCCCUGCCCAGCCAACCCCAGCCUGCCUCACACAAACCCCCCUGCUACAGCCCGCACAUGAUGCAAGGUCAGGGACCGUCCCAACCCGUUACCAGUCUCAGCACAGCAGCAACAACAAUGCCCUCGGUCUGUCCUUUGACCCCCACUGGUCCUUCCUCAAGCUCCACCCCUUCACCUGUGACUCCGUCUCCUCGCAGUGACGCCAGCCCUGUUCCGGCCACUCACACAUUAAAUCUGAACACAGGUUCGUGGCGUCACAAGAACGGUGACGUGUCUAACUACAUCACCGAUUUUGCUGCAAAUCUGAGCUCUGGUAGCCAGUGGUGGUCAAACCACCAUUUCCAGUCUUGAAGGUGGCAGCAAGGUGCUGAUUGGUGGUUCUGGAGGACAAAGGUCAGGACUCCCUUCUUCCCUCUUCCUUAACCACCCUUCUCUGUUGCCCAUGGCAGCGGGCACAGCUCUGGGAUUGGGCAACUCGCUCGUUUCCAAAUCCGGCAGGCCUCUAUUCCCGGACGGCAUGAGUCCCUCCCCCUGCUCGAGCCCUGACUCUUCCUGCUCUUCCAGCGACUUGCUACACAGCCCACACGAUCUGGGGAGUGGCCAAGAUUGAGUGACACUUCAAGGAAACCAAUCACAGGACCAGGAGGAGGAACUGAAACCUCCCAUCACAACCAAAGCAUCUCUGUCUCUCUUUCCUCCUUCGUCUUUUGUCUUUCACUCUUUCUCUCUUGCUCUCUCCCGCUCUCCUGAUGCCAAAAAUACACAAAGUGGAAGAGGGGAGAGAUGAAGAGACAGAGGUGAAGACGAGACGACGUGAAGAGGAGAGAUUUACAUGUAAACCAAAAAUUCAUCUGGAGGUUUAGUGGCACGUGGUCGACUGAGCGCAGCCACUUCUCCACCGUUGUUUUUUUUUUUUCUUUCCGCUCUCUCUUUCUCUCUCUCUCUCUCUCUGUUGUUCUGGAGAGUGUAAAGAAAUAAAAGAAGGGACAAUAGACAUUGGUUUAAGAACUGCAGGAACCAGAGGAAAGAGCUGAUUAAUGAUCGUUGAGCCAAAAAUAGCAAAACUAAAAACUUUUAUUUGUUGCAGAACAGCAGUCGGACUUCAGCUCUGACCAGUCUGGAGAACUUUAAACCAAAAAAAAAAAAAAAAAAAAAAAACCAUAGAGGUGAACUUUAAAAGACUCACAGUGACAAAAAGACAACCAUACCAAAAACCCAUAUACCAAAAAAUAACCAAAACCAAAAAUACGGAAGGAAAAGCUUUAUCCCGUGGACCUGUAAAUAGUCCAGUGUCCAGCACCAGACCCACACCAACGAUCCAGCAACCUCCCGCGCCAUCAUUUCAUCCGACAUUCUCUCAUUUUAUCUGUUAAUAUGUCAGUAUUUUUUUUUUUCUUAACUCGUCAUUGUUUUUUUUAACUAGUGAAGAGGUGAAUCUCCAAGUAUUAGCUGUGUAUUGCUGUGCAACAGUGAAUGAGCAAAGCUCAGAAGUGUCCAUGUUUUUUUGACUAGAAGUCUAGGUAUGUACAAAUCUCUCCCGCUUUCUACCUCUUUAUCAGGUUUUCUUCUGUCUAGCUUUAGUUCCCAUUACUGUUCGGAAAUAUCCGUAUUUAAGUAGGCGUUUGUUUUGUUGUUUAACCAUCAUCACUGUCACGUCAUCAUUUCAGCCUCAUGACUAAUCACACAUGUUAACCACCCAGGGGUGUGUCUGAGAAUGUCAUGCCAUGAAAAUCGGAUGUAUUUAAUACAAGGUCAGCUGGUGUUUCUGCAUGUUUGACGUCUCUGUGUCUCACACGUUCAUGUUCAUUCUGUCUUAUCUCCAUUAAAAACACCUUGAAUCCAUGAUCCAUCAUUUUUCACGUCCUUCAUACUUACUCCUCGUUGGAUACCAAAGUGACUCCUCAUGGGUCUCUCACUGCGAUGCAGACGGAGAACGGAAACCCCCUUCCCUCAGAUGCGCUCCCACCUCCCAUACACACACGCGCACACACACACA
Messenger RNA from Ictalurus furcatus (blue catfish), 4322 nucleotides. RefSeq names its product POU class 2 homeobox 2a (gene pou2f2b). Lineage: Eukaryota; Metazoa; Chordata; Actinopteri; Siluriformes; Ictaluridae. The transcript is spliced from 16 exons. Gene Ontology annotation, cellular component: nucleus. Gene Ontology annotation, molecular function: DNA-binding transcription factor activity, RNA polymerase II-specific; RNA polymerase II cis-regulatory region sequence-specific DNA binding. Bases 893 to 2677 code for a protein of 594 amino acids. The record is from RefSeq and is a predicted model, not a curated record. Gene Ontology annotation, biological process: regulation of transcription by RNA polymerase II.